AUGUCCGGUGAAGGUGAACACAAAGAGAAGUUCUCAAUCUUCACUGGUGUUCAAUAUGGCACUACAGCGAUGGCGGUUUUGCUGUUAAUGAGGACUUCAAAUAAAUUUCUUACGCAUGCCCAAAGGGGAAAGACAAUUGUAGGUGCUAUAGGAUGUAUUUAUUUAUCGGUUGCAAAUGAAUUUGGUAUAUUUCCGUUCAACUUCUUUGUCAAGGAAAGGAUUUCUUUGCGGAAAACGUGA
Molecule: messenger RNA, 240 nt
Organism: Necator americanus (New World hookworm)
Lineage: Eukaryota; Metazoa; Nematoda; Chromadorea; Rhabditida; Ancylostomatidae
Exons: 2
Coding region: 1-240 (79 amino acids)
Source: RefSeq, a predicted model, not a curated record